This is a messenger RNA of Asterias rubens (European starfish), 2187 nucleotides long. RefSeq names its product neuronal calcium sensor 1-like. The transcript has 7 exons. Bases 1475 to 2047 code for a protein of 190 amino acids. The record is from RefSeq and is a predicted model, not a curated record. Lineage: Eukaryota; Metazoa; Echinodermata; Asteroidea; Forcipulatida; Asteriidae. Gene Ontology annotation, molecular function: calcium sensitive guanylate cyclase activator activity; calcium ion binding.
UAUUGUUUCUAGUAUCUUCUUGCUGAUCGCAUCUUCUUUGACAGGCGAUUUAAUUUUCAGUAAUUCAUCUCGUUAUUACGACUGGAAAGCUACAAUUUCAGUAGAUAUUUGUUCUCUUGUUCGGACUGCAGCACUUCAAGUAAAUAUUCUCAGUUGGACAAGUCGAGAUGGGUUUGAAGAAAAAGCCCAAAAUCACCUGGAUAGUGGAGCUUGCUAACCAUCUUCCACAUUUCGAAGAUGUUUUCGACGAACACACAUUUUACUGGACGGCCUUUGUUUUUGUUAUCUCCACUUUCGUCUUUGUUUAUCUCCUCUCGCGACGGGUGAAGAUAAAGAACACUGAUAUUUAACGGCGCUAGACACCGGCGAGAGACAAUAUUUUACGACCGAGUUAUUUAUUUCCACGACAGUUUUGAUGAAGCGUAUCAAAAUUCAUAUUAAUUUUUUGGUAGUCGGCGAAUUUUUCUUUUUGACGAACACACAUUUUACUGGACGGCCUUUGUUUUUGUUAUCUCCACUUUCGUCUUUGUUUGUCUCCUCUCGCGACGGGUGAAGAUAAAGAACACUGAUAUUUAACGGCGCUAUAGACACCGGAGAAAGACAAUAUUUUACGACCGAGUCAUUUAUUUCCACGACAGUUUUGCUGAAGGGUAUCAAAAUUAAUAUUUUUGGUGGUCGGCGAAUUUUUCUUCAUGAGAUCGUGAAAGGCCUAUCCUAUUCCUACACAGAUUGAGAUAGGGUAGAUAAUCUGUUUAUAAAGAAUAAUAUCGUUUUAACAUGAACUUGCAUUACUCAGUCAUCUGGAAGUGACGGUGAAUCUGCGAUUCUUUUGUUCCCAUACCCUACCAUACCGGAAUAUAACUGUAGUACAGUAGUAACACUGUGUGCAUGGCUUUUGUGAAAGUGCCCAGUUGGUUUUGAUGGUUCAAUGCACUUGUCCACCGUUACGUAAUUGAUUGAUUUACAUCAUAUCUCAUCCAAAUGGUGUAGGAAUUUACGUGCUCAGGAACUGCGCUCCCUGAAAAAUAAAAAAUAAACCCAUUAAGGUCUUCACUUAAAAACAGCAGCUUCUUCAUUGAAGGAGAGAGCUAUGAAUGCAAAAAUAUGUACAAUUAAUUAUAGCCAACGAACCCUGAACUAGCUGGAAUAAUAAGAAAUAAAUACGGACUACAUUAUGGCGGCGCACUCCACUUGUACUACUCACUUCGCGGUGACCAAGCUAGGACUUCUAUCUAUUCUGGUUGGUGUCGUCUUCCGGUAGCUGUGCAUUUGCACACUACAGUUCGUCGGGCUUGAGUGGACAGGACAUUAGACGAUGUCGCCCAUAAAAAGCUACAGCCAAAAACUUCUGAGAAACUUUUGGCUAGAACUGAGAUAGUAAAGUUUUGGAUACUUGUGACAUAUUUAAGGAGGUAUUUAGGAGAACGUUUUGAGCUUGAAGGAGCUUUUUGAGGCUCUAACUUCGGAGUUGGAAAUGGGGAAAAGGAACAGCAAGUUGAGACAGGAAACUUUGACAGACCUUUUGGAGAAAACACACUUUAACGAGAAGGAGAUUUUGCAAUGGCAUAAAGGGUUCUUGAAGGACUGUCCCAACGGCUACCUUAACCAAGAAGAAUUCUCCAAAAUUUACCAGCAGUAUUUCCCCAGCGGUGAUGCAACAAAGUUUGCUUCCUUCGUAUUUAACGUUUUCGACGAAAACAAUGAUGGUGCCAUAGAGUUUGCCGAGUUCAUCAGAGCGUUGUCUGUAACGUCAAGGGGAAACAUUGAUGAGAAACUAGACUGGGCAUUCCGACUCUAUGAUCUGGACCACGAUGGAUUCAUAACAAGAGAAGAGAUGCUGAAUAUAGUAGAUGCCAUCUACCAGAUGGUAGGCAAUAUGGUGCGCCUACCAGAGGAGGAGAACACCCCACAGAAGAGAGUGGAUAGAAUAUUUGCCCUCAUGGACAAGAACAAAGAUGACAAACUUACUAAAGAAGAGUUUCAGAAUGGUUCUAAGGAAGAUCCAACCAUCGUGCAAGCAUUGUCACUCUACGAUGGUCUGGUAUGAUGACUUCCAUCCCUCCCAAGAUCAUUGGUAACCAAAGUAUAGUGACCUACUCCUAGUUAAAGAAGUGUAUUGACCCCUUGCACGCAUGUCACACGCAGCGACUGUGCCAUUCUCACCAUUUUGGUGGUCAAUAAGUUUAC